AUGUCCACCGUCUCAGAGCCUCUAGUAUAUCACACAUUUCCGUUUCCCGGUCUGCAAGUAGCAUCGGCGCUGUUCCAUGAGGUGUACCACACAAAGGUCCUGCCAGCAUUGGGCAAACAAUCUCACGAGCAGAAGGCGCUAUGGGAGACAGUCCUAGAAUCUCUGCUGGCAGGUGUACUCGACUUUUUGGAAGAAGCAGGUGCAGACAAGAUAAAAAUCGCCAAGGCAAAAGAUGCUGUCGCAAAUACUCUCUACUCCUCGAUUUGCGACAUCUGUUUUUCAUUGACGGCUCCGAUGAUGAGUGUAGACCUCCGGUGCACGGCGUACAGUCUGCUCUCAGACUCGGCUGCCGGACAUGCCGCAAAUCAGCACAAGCUCCGUAGCGACACUGUCCUCGGAGGGGAGCGUCUGGGAUCCGUCAUGUGGCGAACGAAAGACUAUCUGGCGCUCGAGAGUCUCCUUACUGUGUUCGCGCAUCUCUUACCUCCAGCAAAGGAUGCGACAGGGGGCCGCCUAGACGGAAAGCGUGCCGCAUAUAUCCACUCUGUGUUUGUUUCUUCCCAACCGCCCGAGGCCGCAGGCGCGGGCGAAAAGGUAGCUGACUUAUUGAGUCGUCUGUUGACUGGCGACUGGGAUGAUGCAGCGCGCAAGAUUAUGGACGUACUGGCCUCAGCAAAUCUUACGUUUCCUCAGCCCUUUUCCGUGAACGAGAUACAUGCCUGCGGACAGCUACAACGCGCAGAUGGGCUUUUUGUGGAUGAUAAAUCCCUCAUCGCGAACGUCGUCAUCUCGGACACCCAAUGUGAGACGCUCACAGUCCCAUACCCAACAAUUCACCGCAUUGAAGUGGAUCGGGAGUAUUCUGGGGAUGAGACUACGCCUUCUCGCAUCGAUAUUUGCGUCAAUGCACCACCUCUACUAGGAAAGGAGCCUGCCGCCAAGAGCACGCCUGAGAACGCACGAGAACACGAGCUUUGGACAGUCUCGUUCGCUAUACAGAGUGACCGUGUCGAACGGUUCGUCAGAACAUUGACUGCGCGAGGUCUUGGAAAGCGGUUGAAGGACAUGAUGCCGCCCAAACUUUCUCUCGCCAAGUCACCAACGGUCCUCGAGUUCGACAGCCGGGGCAUGCCGGUGAAGGAACUCAUUUAUCGCACAAAUCACAGCAGUGACGAUUUGCAAUCCGUGGCUCAGGGCGAGAACGAUAGCGGCGAUAUAGACGCCUCUAUUGGCACUACCACUGACCCUCUGGGCCCCGCGUCUGGCGUAGAUGUUGAGGAUUCCAACGUCUCGCGGCUCAGUGCUUCAAGCGCCCAGGUAUCGAUAUUAGCUCAGAAGGCUUCUGGAUCCACAGGUGCCGCCGCAACUGAUGAUGCUGGUCUUGUCUCUGUCAUCACUACUGUGGCUCCUGCUAGCAAGUCUCUCGUAGCACCCCAAGCCAAAACGCGGGCUACUUCCAUCAAGCGUACUGGGUCACAACUAGUCCGGGAACGAGUCUUUGGUGCUAGCGAUGAGGAACUCUCUGAAGUCUCUGACGCGGGAACUGUACUCUUUCCUGGUCGUUCAGAGUCGCCUUUGCAACGCAAGAAUGCAUCUUUGGGCAGAAGGACAACAGCGACAAAGAAGAAAGCCGCCAGCGCAGUCGAGGACGUCUCAGAAAAUGAGAUCGACGUCUUGGUGCUUACACAGCCUGGCUUUAUUACUCCUCCUGCUGCCAAUCCGAAGACCCCUCACAAGUCCCUCGCGAAGGAGCUCUCUAGGGCGACUGUCGAUCAGCUUGGUAACAAUCCAGACGCACCAACGGCAGUCGAUCUGCUCGCAAUGAACUCACUCGACGAACAUUCUAAGAAUUUGCCAUUGCCUGCUCAGCGGCCGCCUGCGUCCAAAACGACCGGUCGCCAUCGGAUUGACAAGCCCACACUUGUUACCGAUUCUGAUCUCGAUCCUCGCAGAUCUUCCAAGAAGGCUGCCCCUGUCGACGCUCCUGACCCUGGCUUACAUCGCAAGAAACAAAGUGAUUCCUCGCGCUCUUCGAAAAAAGACUUGUCUCAUCUUGGUCCGGACAUCACAAGUUCUGUGCUUGCAAUUAGUAAAUCGUCCACACUUGCUCCUGCUGCCAAUUCGUCUGCUAGUAAGAACGUACGGGUCUCGAAUCAUGAUGUGAAGCCUCACGGCGUCCUCAAUACUGUUCCCGAAGAUCUUGACGAAAGUGAUCACAUCGUCAACGGUUCAUCUCCCGUCCCAAUUUUCGGCCCAGAUCGACGCUCGGUUAAAGCUGGCCUUCGCAAGAAAGGCCAGCCAUUGGCUACCGACAUCAAGACGUCUUCUCGCGUCACUGCCACAAAGAGGAAGAGGGGCGCUCCAGCCAACGGAUCUUUAAAUCCUGACUCUGAUCCUGACAGCUUUGACAUGAAACCGCCUGUAUCUAAGCGUGCCCGCCGGGCAGAUAGGUCCAGUGUCCUUCCGCGAUCCGCCAUCCCCUCCGAACGUACUGAAUCUCAGGUUCUUCGACCCCGAGAAACGGCGGCGACUCGUGCGACAAAGCGGUAUCGAGGCAAGAAAGAUAGGUCCUCUUCUCCCACAGUCGCAGCGCAACAGGUCGACUACGAUGAAUUACCUGGCACUGUCUCUGUACAGGGAACCUCUUCUCCUCUAUUUGGUAAAGCCAUUUGCCGUAAAGAGAAGACCGGGGCCCAAGCGAAGGGUACUUUGCCUGCUUCGUCUGUUCGCAUGGAUCGCAUGAAUGCUGGGAAGAAGAAUAACUGUGUACCGUCAGCACCCGAGGAUCUAUCAGACUCGCCUCCUCCGCCCAAUACGAUGCAAUCAGAGGACAUUUUACAUAUCGACGAUGACGACAGGGAGCGAGAAGAAGUAGAUAAUAUGCUCUCCAGCGAUCCGAAGAUGACUUCCACCGCGAAGCACUCCAAAGCUCUACGUUCCAGCAAGCCGGCAGCAGUCGUACUACAGGCGGGUCCCGUUACGUUCUACUUGACUCUACUUGACUAUAUGACUGACACACAAUCCGCGACCUCCAAGAAGUCAAACCAAGUACCUUGGGCAGAUCUUCUUGCCCCUCGUGGAGCGUCCCCGGCUGUUGUUGAAACCGACACUCGCGGGAAGGAGGCCGUUCGACGCCCACCGGUCAAAGGCGCUGUGGGAACGGCCUUGUUCCACGACGUUGACGAAUAUGAGAAGACCUCUGGUGCAACAGACGGGAUGCAGGACCACUGGGUUAUGGACAAGAACGAAAGGUCAAAUUCCGUGUCGACAAACAUUAUUGAGCUUGACGUAACGGAGGCCGAAACACAGAAAAUAGACACCAAGCACAGCACUCCAAAGGAAACUAUCGACUUGACGAAAGACGAUUCACCCGUCAAACAGAAGCCUCCCCGCUCGGCUGUGAAGUCGCUGCAAGAGGAGCUCGACCACGGCUUCGCCUUCAGCAAAGCCACCAAGGAAGACUUUGAGAUGUCCACACCAUACCGGAAACCUCCGCUACCGCCCGUUCACCCGUCGUCAAGUGCAAGCAAGGCCUCGCGUGCGAAGCAUACCGUUACUUUCGCACCAGAGGUCCCGGAGUGGCGGUCGCCCCGCAAACCUGUCGACGUGCGCAUGAGCAUGGAUGCCAGGGAAGAUAUCGCGCCGAAGGCGAAUAAAGUCCCAGGUACGAGGCUGCUCGUGCUGAAGCCCACUCCGAUCAAAAAGCUGCCCAGCGACACGGUAUUCAUGACCGCCGACAGCGGUCGAACGAAUAAAUACGAUACGAAGGACAAGGCCGUCGGCGUGCAAGAGAUCGUCGAUGUCCUCCAAGAUCUGCAAGAGGCCGUCAUGCAGAAGAUCGCCAGACGCUUCGAAGGCGUGCGAGACGACGUGCGCGCGGGGCGCGAGGCCAUCCUCGCCGAGGCCGCAGCCGACCUGCUCGAGCUGCGCACCGAGAGGCGAGUGCAUCUCCCCCGCUCCCAC
Molecule: messenger RNA, 3963 nt
Organism: Postia placenta MAD-698-R-SB12
Lineage: Eukaryota; Fungi; Basidiomycota; Agaricomycetes; Polyporales; Adustoporiaceae
Exons: 18
Source: RefSeq, a predicted model, not a curated record